GAGAGAGAGAGAGAGGGUAUUUGCCCACAAUGGCGGGCGACUGUAGGUGUUCUCGACACCUCUGGUUCCUUAUCCGGGAACCCGCUCCGCCGCUGCGAUUGGGCCGGCGGGUCACGUGGUGAAAGUAACUUUACAGGCUGUGGGAGUAGGAGGGCUUUAUGGAGCAGAAAAACGACAAAGCUAGAAAAAUUAUUUUCCACUCCAGAAAUUAAUGAUCAUGAGCUCGUAUUUGAUGGAGUCUAACUACAUUGAUCCCAAAUUCCCUCCAUGUGAGGAAUAUUCGCAAAACAACUACAUCCCCGAGCACAGUCCCGAGUACUACGGCCGAGCCAGGGACCCCGGAUACCCGCACCACCACCCGGACCUCUACUCCGCUCCGCGCCCCAGCUACCAGGACCGCCAGUACAACUGUGCCAGCAGCAUCCCCGAGCCCGCUCACCUGCUGGCCGGGAAGGGCCAGCCGGCGUCGUGCGAGACCCCCCAGCUGUCCCUGUCUCCGGCCACCCCUCCGGCCGCCAACCAGGCGACCCCCGAGCACCCCAGCAGCACGGCCGCCUCCUCCAAGCAGCCGGUGGUCUACCCGUGGAUGAAGAAGAUCCACGUCAGCAGCGUGAACUCGGGUUACAGUGGGACGGAGCCCAAACGGUCCCGGACAGCGUACACCCGCCAGCAGGUCUUAGAACUGGAGAAGGAAUUCCACUAUAACCGCUACUUAACCCGGCGGAGGCGCAUCGAGAUCGCCCACACCCUGGUGCUGUCCGAGCGUCAGAUCAAAAUCUGGUUUCAGAACCGCAGGAUGAAAUGGAAAAAGGACCACAGGCUGCCGAACACCAAAGUCAGAUCGUCGGGCUCCAACGGCAGCGGCGGCGGCUCGGCAGCUGGUUCUGCCGCCGCCGUCGCUUCGCUCGGCACCGGCGGGCCCGCAGACGAACUGAGCGGCACCAGCGAGGACAUCACCAGGUUAUAGAGGCGCGGCGCGGCGCGGCGCGGAGGGACUGCUGCGUCUUUCCUCUCGGUGUAGCUGUGCGCUUUCCUUUGAGUCCAAAGUUGUGUAGAAUUGCAUGAGACGGCAUGGAUCGGCGAACACGCGUCGGACGCUUGGACGCGACAGGGUUUUAUUUAUUUGACUUUUUUAUCCGAAUGAAGGAAGAUAUAUUUACAAAUCGUUGUGUUGCUGGAGAAACUGCACAAUCUAUUUAUUUCAGACUGGUCGACAUGAUGACGGCGACGAUAGUUAUUUUUGUAAAUAGAGGCGGAAAACGACAAAAAUAUUUGUUGGUGGAAUUUUAGAAGAUUUUAGUUCGUGCUGUCGGUGUUGUGUUUUAGAUCCUCGUGCGACGCAAUAAAUGUUUAUGUGCUCAUUCCGUGACUGAUAGUUUUAUAAAAUCAUUUCGUUCACAUGAUGUUUUAAAAAAUAUAUAUGACUGAAGGAUUUUAAAAUCACUGUGUUUCCAAACCACAAGCAAGCAAUGUGUACAGGCGCGCGCGCGCGUGUGAGUGUGGGAGAGAGAGAGAGAGAGUGUGUGUGUGUGUGUGUGUGUGUGUGUGUGUGUGUUGCACUGACGGUGUCUCUGUUAAACCUGGAAUAUUUGGUGAAGUGAACCGAGUGAGGCCUCCUCCUCCUCUUCCUCAGCUGCAUGCAGAUCCACGUAGAGGACAUUCUCGAUGUGUUAGCGACACUGUGGUGACUUUAUUUUGUACAAAUAAAUGGCCGUUGUUUUGUUUUCUAUCCGCUCACGGAGCGACUGGAGUUUCCACUGUCAGAAAUAAAAGCAGGAAAACAUCAAGUGGCUCGCUGCUGUGGUUUUUAGCGCUGAUGUCAUCGCUGGUGUAUGUGAGCUCGAGUCCAACUCCCAUCUGUCACCCGACAUGUUUGAGCUCUUUCUCGGGCGAGUUUGUGUUCGCAGGUGUUGUCGCACAUUGGUGCUCAAAUGAAGAGAAUCGGGCGCAGUUUGAUAGAUUAUUGAGCGUGAAUGGAGCGGGCUGCCUGGUGGGGGACAGAGGGGCGACAAAGACGCAGCUACACUCCUUCAUCAAUCUUUUUUGAUGCUGCGGAGCUUUUGUCUUCGCUGUUUUGGGCAACACACCGUCGACUUUUGCGCCACAAACGUCACAGUCACGAGAACCUGCCAGUCGGAGUGGCGAGCGAGCAGAAUGCGAGCUGGUUCCGAGCGCAUCUGCGGUUCGGGCCCGCUGGCGGUUCUCUGAAGGACAAGAAUGGAGGUGAAAAAUGAACGUGGGCCCUUUAUGUCGCGGGACAGUUUGGAGAAA
Synchiropus splendidus (mandarinfish) is the source of this 2271-nucleotide messenger RNA. It is a transcript of the gene hoxc4a, whose product is annotated as homeobox C4a. Gene Ontology annotation, biological process: anterior/posterior pattern specification; embryonic skeletal system morphogenesis; regulation of transcription by RNA polymerase II. The transcript has 2 exons. NCBI's taxonomy places the organism in Eukaryota, Metazoa, Chordata, Actinopteri, Syngnathiformes, Callionymidae. Gene Ontology annotation, cellular component: nucleus. The record is from RefSeq and is a predicted model, not a curated record. Gene Ontology annotation, molecular function: DNA-binding transcription factor activity, RNA polymerase II-specific; RNA polymerase II cis-regulatory region sequence-specific DNA binding. Bases 212 to 967 code for a protein of 251 amino acids.